CAUCUAUUAAAUAUGUCGGCAACAAAAGGAAUUAGCCGUACAAAGAAAAAGUUGACAACUUUUGAAUCGCAAAAAAGAUCCUCAAUAAGAAGCCAAAAUUUAGAUGAAAAAAUUAAUGCAACUCCCCGACACUGUUUAAUCGACGAAACCGCUGAAGAGGACAGUUCUGAUGAUGAACCAGAAUCAGGAAGUGAUGAAGAAACACCUUUUGUUAAUGAUGAAACGCCAGAGCAUGCUUCGGAGUUUUGGCAAUUGCAAAAACUCAUCAAGUACAUAAAAGCUGGAAAUCAAACCGCUACAACAGUUGCUCUUUGUCUUUUGAAAAAUUUUAAUCUUUCCAAUCGGACAACUCAACGAGCAAUACGUGAAAUGGGUGGUUUAGAAGUUCUGGUAAAUCUUCUAGAAACAAAAGACGUUAAAUGCCAACUAGGAUCUCUCGGUGUUUUAUCACAAAUGGGGUACUGCUCGGAGACACGUCGGUAUCUAAUUGAUUUAGGAAUCGUUUCACCUCUUAUUGACCUACUUAAACAUCCAGCAAGAGACGUUAGAAUUUUAACUGCUGAAACAAUGGCCAGUAUUGCUAUGAUGCGCAAAGCCAGAAAACAAAUUCGUGUUCGUUCUGGAAUCGCUUUAAUAUUAGAUGCUAUGGACGUUCCUGACAAUGUUUUGCGACGAAAUCCAGAUCAGCUUAAUGAUAACGAGCGUCAACAUAUCGCAGUAGCCAUAGCUUGUGCUAAAGUUUUAAAUUCUUUAAGCAGCAGUCCAAAAAUAAAAGAGCAACUUAGAAAACACGGUGUAGUUUUUUUCAUGAGCCGUUUUCUUCAGUCUACUCACAUCGAGCUUAUUAUUCCGAUAAUGGGAGCAAUACAACAAUGUGCUGAUUUAAAAGUAUUUCGCUUGGCGUUUGAACAAAUAGGAAUAAUAUCCGAAAUAGUUCGUCACCUUUGUGACAGCGAGGCUGCUAGCAUCAAGUACAAGCAAAUGUUAGUAAAUCACCAUAAAAGUAGCCAUACCGUGGAAUCAUCGUCGUCUCCCGAGUUAGAUGCUCAGAAUGAAAAGAAGGCCAGUGAAGAAGCCAGUCGUGGUGAGAAAGAUCGUCUGAAACUUGAAGAAAAUUGCGCUUUAGCAAUUUACAAAUGUGCUGCUAAUAAACUAACUCGGGAUAUGGUACGACAGUCAGGAGGGCUGGAUCCUCUUUGUCGCUUAAUUCAAUCCGAUAACAUUAGAUCAAAUAAAAAUCUCCUCGCAGCAGUAACUGGGGCUAUUUGGAAGUGCGCAAUCAGUCCUGAAAAUGUAUCGAGGUUCAAUCAAAACAGCUUAGUAGCCUCACUAGUACCACUUUUAGAAGAAAAUGAAGAUGAUCAAGUUCUUGCGAAUGUCGUGGGUGCUUUAGCAGAGUGCUGUGUAGACCCAGCUAAUAGGCAUGUCUUGAGGAUUAAUAAUGGUCUUCCAAAAUUGAUUAGAUUAUUAAGUGGAACAUAUGAGCCUCUUUUAGAAAAUUUACCUUUGGUAAUAAAAGAAUGCGCUGAAGAUGAACAAUGCAUGGAUGUUAUAAACGAUCCAUCUCAUUCGCUCGAUGGUGUUCGACUUGUUUGGUCACUACUCAAACACCCGAGUAAUGUUAUCAAACGUAACGCCUGUAGAGCACUUGUACCUUGUAUUAAAAAUGCUAAAGACUCCCCAGAAAUGGUUCGAGCUUUUGUAGGUGGUCUCGAAGUCACUGUUUCAAUAUUGGACAGCGAUGACACUCAAGUUUUGGCUGCUGUUUGCGCGACAAUUGCUGCGAUUGCUGUUAAUCCAGAAAAUCUUGGUAUUCUCACCGAUCAUGGAGUUGUCAAAAAAUUGGCAAAACUUGUACAUACGGAAGAUGAACAUUUAAGAUCAAAUCUUACCUUGGCGAUUGCAUUUUGCUGCGAGUGGGAUCGUAAUAAUUAUGAAUUUGGUCGGUUAAAUGCCGUAGCUCCUCUUGUUAAUUAUGCUAAUAGUAAGAAUAAACAUGUCCUUAAAGGUGUUUGUAUUGCUUUUUAUCAUCUUAGUAAGGAACCACUUAAUUGCGUAACUAUGCAUACCUGUGGAGUUAUCAAGCAUGUACUUCGUCUUGUUGGAUCAGAUGACCCAGAAGUUCAAAUUGCAGCGGCUACUACUAUUAGACAUAUUAGAAAACUUGCCCUUAAUACUGAAAAAUUAAAUUUUGGUGGAAUAAAUUCUCUUGAAGAAAUGGAUUAUUGUUCGUAA
Cotesia congregata is the source of this 2235-nucleotide messenger RNA. Lineage: Eukaryota; Metazoa; Arthropoda; Insecta; Hymenoptera; Braconidae. The record is from the annotation of a GenBank genome assembly.